Messenger RNA from Arabis nemorensis, 906 nucleotides. The record is from the annotation of a GenBank genome assembly. Lineage: Eukaryota; Viridiplantae; Streptophyta; Magnoliopsida; Brassicales; Brassicaceae.
AUGGCUGCUUCAAUCUCAAGAAGGAUUUUUAGCAGUUUCGGAUCUUUAACAGCUCUUGGACGCAGCGGUUCACCGAAUUUGUCAUCUGGAAAUGGUUUACGUUCUCUUCUUCCUAGUGAUGUGAAGUAUGGAAUGUCUUUACUUUCCAACCGAAAGCUAUCCUCUUCGAUUUUGACUCCCGACUCAAGCGAUGAUACAUUUCCCUCUGAUUUACUUUUGAAAAAGACGGUGAUUGCACCACAACAAACCAUAGGACAAUAUCAAGACUUGGUCAUUCCGGUGACAAACUUUCAGAAUGAAGACAAGGGUUUCAUCGUUUUAGCGGGUGAUGUCUUUGAUGUUCCGAUAAGGAAAGAUAUCAUUCACAAUGUUGUGAAAUGGCAGCUCGCGAAACGUCAGCAGGGAACUCAUUCGACCAAAACAUUGAGUGAGGUUAGUGGAACUGGUAGAAAGCCAUGGAAUCAGAAGGGUACAGGUCGAGCUAGACAUGGUACACUGCGUGGUCCACAGUUCCGAGGUGGUUGUGUAAUGCAUGGACCCAAACCAAGAAGCCAUGCGAUAAAGAUGAAUAAGCAGGUUCGAAGGCUUGGAUUGAAGAUAGCACUGACAGCUCGAGCCGCAGAAGGAAAACUCCUCGUGUUCGAUGAUCUGGCAUUGCCAACGCAUAAAACAAAGAACAUUGUGAAGUAUUACGAUGACAUGGAGAACACAAAGAAAGUCCUCAUUGUAGAAGGUGGUCCUAUCGAUGAAAAGCUAAAGCGAGCUACCCAAAAUCUCCACUAUGUCAACAUACUUCCAUCAAUAGGGCUUAACGUUUACAGCAUUCUGCUCCACGACACGCUUGUGAUGUCCCGAGAUGCUGUGAAUAAGAUUGUUGAGCGUAUGCACACUCCUAUUAACCGUUAA